Molecule: messenger RNA, 1680 nt
Organism: Laccaria bicolor S238N-H82
Lineage: Eukaryota; Fungi; Basidiomycota; Agaricomycetes; Agaricales; Hydnangiaceae
Exons: 8
Coding region: 1-1680 (559 amino acids)
Biological process (GO): protein phosphorylation
Molecular function (GO): ATP binding; protein kinase activity
Source: RefSeq, a predicted model, not a curated record
AUGGCCGCGAAUGCCCCGGGCCAGACGUCUCAAUUUGCCAUCUCCUUGGGAAAGACCGUCGCCCAGAUAACCGCCCAACUCGCUCCCGUACCUGCCCUCGUUCCCUGUGUAGAGCUCCUCUGCGCUAUCAUACAGCUGUGUGAGAACGUAGUGCAAAAUCGGUGCCUCGUUUUCCAGCGCUCACCUGUUAAAAAUCACACAGCUGAACACCCUUUACAUAGGAAUGCAGCUCGGCAGCUACGCGAUAGAUGUCACUACUUUGUACUCGCCUUGCGAGACAGUGAGAAGAGAGAGGUUACUAAAAAUGUCGUUGAUGCAAGAAAUGCAGUUUAUGAAUGUUUGCUGGACAUUCAGACCCGAAUGUCAGCCUGGGCCAAUAUGGGGAAGAUCAAAAGUCUCAUAAAGCAAGAAGAGAUUUCCAGGGAAAUUAUGAUUUGUCAAGGACAGAUAUCCGAUUGUGUGGCCCGAUUCCAGGUACAUGCCUACUCGUCACACAGAAACCCAAUUUCUGACAUAGUCCCUUCUGUUGAACAGCUGACGACUCAAUUUGAAAUGCUCGAGUGGCAUAGGGACUUUGAGGCAAACGCGAGACGCGAUCACGCAGAGCUAAUGGAGAGUCUGUCCGACAUCCAGAAUACUCAAGCAAUUACGAAUGACAUGGUUCGAGAAAUGAUGUCUCUUAUGCAAACGGCUAUGGGCGAGAACAAGGUCGCUGCUGAGAAAAGGCAUGAAAAAAUGUCAUCAAAGCUCUACGACCUGCAACGCCAGUCUGGGCAGCUGCUCCCAGAUUUCCAUCUUAAAUUUGGCGAAGUUCAGAAAAUAGGUGACUUGCCAGUACGAGGGACUGCAACUAUCGAUAUAUUUGAAGGGUUGUAUCUGGGAAGGGAGAAAGUUAUGAUCAAGGCGAUUCGCUCAAUGAAGUGUGAUGAGCGCAGUCUGAGGCGCUUCAAAAGAGAGGGUAAGAUCUGGGGAGAAGUUUGGGACCGCGACCAAGGACGACAUAUUGUGCCGUUCUAUGGUUUUUGUCAGGAGGGGCCAAUUCCGUUCAUGGUAAGUCCAUGGAUGAGGAAUGGCGAUGCAUUAUCCUACGUCAAGGCCAACGACAAGGACCUUGACUAUAGACAAUUCAUUCGAGAUAUCGCCCUUGGAGUCGAGGUUCUGCACACCAUGAACCCUCCUAUCGUUCACGGCGACAUCAAAGGGUCAAACAUUCUUAUCAGCGAUCAAGGGCAUCCUCUUCUGUCUGAUUUUGGGUUAUCGCAGAUCAUUCACGAUGUGUCGGGAACUCCAUUCACACAGAGCAACGUCGUCGCAGACUCUUAUCGGUACUUUGCCCCCGAAGUUUGCAUGGGAAACGGCAAUUUAUCCACUGCGACUGAUAUCUAUGCACUUGCUAUGACUGUUCUUGAGGUACAUCGACUACGAGAAUUUUUCUCUUUUAUUGGAGUUGCUGAAGCGGUAUUGUUCCAGAUAUUGACCCAUCAGCAACCUUAUAGAAAGAUUAAACACCACAUGCACGCAGCCUUUAGUGCGUCCAAGGGAGAGCAGCCUGGAAGACCGACGGAGGCGCAAAUUGUUGCUCGGGGGUUAGAUCAUAAUUUAUGGGCUUUGUUGAAGCAAUGCUGGUCUCUAAAACCGGAGGAAAGACCUCCUGUGCAAGAGUAUAUUUCUCGACUGUAA